UUUCCCGGUGUGUUGUUGUAUACUGUGGCCUGUGGCCUUGGUCCGCGGAGAUGCUUCAAAGCCUUAGUAAGAAUGUCUGGGUCCCAAUGAAGCCCUACUAUACCCAGGCUUACCAGGAAAUUUGGGUAGGAAUGGGGCUAAUGACCCUCAUCCUUUAUAAAACCAGGAGUGCUGAUAAAAGAAGUAAAGCUUUGAAAGGCUCCAGCCCUGCACCUGCCCAUGGCCAUCAUUAACCGCUCCGUGCGUCCACUCAAGAUGAAGCGUGUCAACUAAGCUUAAGCAAACUGUGUUAGAUGGACAUGGCCUGUCGCUGUACACUUGUCUAAGUACCACUACAAUGUG
Molecule: messenger RNA, 342 nt
Organism: Acomys russatus (golden spiny mouse)
Lineage: Eukaryota; Metazoa; Chordata; Mammalia; Rodentia; Muridae
Product: ATP synthase subunit ATP5MJ, mitochondrial-like
Exons: 1
Coding region: 51-233 (60 amino acids)
Cellular component (GO): mitochondrion
Source: RefSeq, a predicted model, not a curated record